AAGUCCAACCUAAAGCUGCCCGCACACCCUCUAGUCCACGGUCACGACUUUAGCCUGCAGUUCGGGAGCACCGGUCAGCCACCUUCGUCCACGUCUAGCAGCCCAGGGCACUAAAACAGCCACCCUUGCAUUUCAGUCGCUCAGUUCAUUUUGAAAACCGCAACAAUGGAUAUCGACAAUGGUGUGGAAGAGGAGGAGGAGGAGGAGUUCGGAUUCUCGAGAAACUAUUUUCUCGCGAAAGAAUUGGGCGGCUCUGGAAAGAAAUCUGCUUGCAAGCUCUCCGACAUUGAUCUCGUUGACGAACAGGAGCUGAGGGCAGCGGCAUCGAAUAUUGAACCAAAGCAUGAGAAGGAGGUCGUGGCUUUGAUGAACAGCUACAGGAUUUUGUACCCCAAAUGGGUUUUCGAGCUAAGGUGUGGUUUUGGCCUUCUAAUGUAUGGAUUUGGAUCUAAGAAAGCUUUGAUUGAAGAUUUUGCUUCAACAGCAUUGACCGAGUAUUGUGUAUUUGUAAUUAAUGGCUAUCUUCAAUCAAUUAAUAUAAAACAGGUUGCAAUAUCAUUAGCUGAAGUUCUAUGGGAUCAAUUGAAAACCAAACUAGCGACUACUUCUGGGAACUUGCCUAAAGUUCAACAGCCAUUUAGCUCCCGGUCCAUGGAUGAUCUUCUUGCAUUUCUGAAUGGAUCACAAGCACAGGACAAAGAUUGUUUCAUAUGUGUUGUUAUUCACAAUAUUGAUGGGCCUGGAUUAAGAGACUCUGAAACUCAACAGUAUCUUGCACAAAUAGCUGCUUGUUCCUGUAUUCGUGUUGUUGCUUCAAUCGACCAUGUGAAUGCACCCCUUUUGUGGGAUAAGAAGAUGGUUCACACACAGUUCAACUGGUGUUGGUAUCAUGUUCCUACCUUUGCACCAUACAGGGUUGAAGGGAUGUUUUUUCCUCUGAUUCUCGCGCAUGGCAAUACCACUCAAAGUGCCAAAACAGCUGCGAUUGUGUUACAGAGUUUGACACCUAAUGCCCAGAGUGUGUUCAGAGUUCUUGCAGAAUAUCAACUGGCUCAUCCCGAUGAAGAAGGGAUGCCGAUCAACAAUUUAUACACAAUCUGUCGAGAGCGCUUCCUGGUGAGCAGCCAGGUUACUUUGAACUCCCAUUUGACAGAAUUCAAAGAUCAUGAACUGGUCAAGACCAAAAGGCAUUCGGAUGGCCAGGAUUGCUUGCACAUUCCUCUCAUGACUGAGGCACUUGAAAAACUAUUAAUGGAGAUUAGGCAAUAAGCUUUAUUUUUUACUU
Molecule: messenger RNA, 1285 nt
Organism: Corylus avellana
Lineage: Eukaryota; Viridiplantae; Streptophyta; Magnoliopsida; Fagales; Betulaceae
Gene: ORC2
Product: origin recognition complex second largest subunit 2
Biological process (GO): DNA replication
Cellular component (GO): nucleus; nuclear origin of replication recognition complex
Molecular function (GO): DNA replication origin binding
Source: RefSeq, a predicted model, not a curated record